This is a messenger RNA of Budorcas taxicolor (takin), 2433 nucleotides long. It is a transcript of the gene RAD54L, whose product is annotated as RAD54 like. Gene Ontology annotation, biological process: reciprocal meiotic recombination; double-strand break repair via synthesis-dependent strand annealing. The record is from RefSeq and is a predicted model, not a curated record. Gene Ontology annotation, cellular component: nucleus. NCBI's taxonomy places the organism in Eukaryota, Metazoa, Chordata, Mammalia, Artiodactyla, Bovidae. The coding region runs from base 98 to 2347 and encodes 749 amino acids. The transcript is spliced from 19 exons. Gene Ontology annotation, molecular function: ATP-dependent chromatin remodeler activity; DNA translocase activity; ATP binding.
GCCCGCUCUUUAGUAGGCUGGUUCUACAUUCUCAGCUGCUGUGUGCCUUUGACCUUUGCCUAAUGGGUACUUGACAGUUUAUAUUCCUGGGUCCAGGAUGAGGAGGAGCUUAGCUCCAAGCCAGCUGGCCAAGAGAAAACCGGAAGACGGACCCUCUGAUGAUGAAGACUGGCAGCCUGGAGCAGUGACUCCUAAGAAACCUAAGAAAUCCAGCUGUGAGACCCAGAGCCAGGAGUGUUUCCUGUCUCCUUUUCGGAAACCUUUGACUCAACUAACGAAUCGACCACCCUGUCUGGACAGCAGUCAACAUGAAGCAUUUAUUCGAAGCAUUUUGUCAAAGCCUUUCAAAAUCCCCAUUCCAAAUUAUCAAGGUCCUCUGGGCUCUCGGGCAUUGGGCCUUAAACGGGCUGGGGUCCGCCGAGCCCUCCACGACCCCCUGGAAGAAGGUGCCUUGGUUCUGUACGAGCCUCCCCCACUGAGCGCCCAUGACCAGCUGAAGUUUGACAAGGAAAAACUUCCUGUCCAUGUGGUUGUUGAUCCUAUUUUGAGUAAGGUCUUGAGGCCUCAUCAGAGAGAGGGAGUAGAGUUCCUGUGGGAGUGUGUCACUGGCCGGCGCAUCCCCGGGAGCCAUGGCUGCAUCAUGGCUGAUGAGAUGGGCCUGGGCAAGACGCUGCAGUGCAUCACCCUGAUGUGGACGCUUCUGCGCCAGAGUCCAGACUGCAAGCCGGAAAUCGACAAGGCGGUGGUGGUGUCGCCCUCCAGCCUAGUGAGGAACUGGUACAAUGAAGUUGGGAAAUGGCUUGGAGGGAGGAUCCAACCUCUGGCCAUCGAUGGAGGCUCUAAGGACGAGAUAGACCAAAAGCUGGAAGGAUUUAUGAACCAGCGUGGUGCCAGAGUGCCUUCUCCCAUCCUCAUCAUUUCCUAUGAGACUUUCCGCCUUCACGUUGGAGUCCUCCAGAAAGGGAGUGUUGGACUGGUCAUAUGUGAUGAGGGACACAGGCUCAAGAACUCCGAGAAUCAGACUUACCAGGCCCUGGACAGCUUGAACACCAGCCGACGGGUGCUCAUCUCUGGGACCCCCAUCCAGAAUGAUCUCCUUGAGUAUUUCAGCUUGGUACACUUUGUCAACUCGGGAAUCCUGGGAACCGCCCAGGAGUUCAAGAAGCAUUUUGAAUUGCCAAUUCUGAAGGGUCGAGAUGCAGCUGCCAGUGAGGAAGAUAGGCGUGUAGGAGAGGAGCGACUGCGGGAGCUCACCAGCAUUGUGAAUAGGUGCCUGAUACGGAGGACAUCUGAUAUCCUUUCUAAAUAUCUGCCUGUGAAGAUCGAGCAAGUGGUUUGUUGUAGGCUGACACCCCUUCAGAUUGAAUUAUACAAGAGGUUUUUGAGACAGGCCAAGCCAGCAGAAGAGUUGCGUGAGGGCAAGAUGAGUGUGUCUUCUCUUUCUUCGAUCACCUCACUGAAGAAACUGUGUAAUCAUCCAGCUUUAAUCUAUGACAAGUGUGUGGAAGAGGAAGAUGGCUUUGAAGGUACCUUGGACAUAUUUCCCCCUGGUUAUAACUCCAAGGCUCUAGAGCCUCAGCUAUCAGGUAAGAUGCUGGUCCUUGAUUACAUUCUGGCGGUGACCCGAAGCCGCAGCAGUGACAAAGUAGUGCUGGUGUCCAAUUACACUCAGACAUUGGACCUCUUUGAGAAACUCUGCCGAGCCCGAAGGUACUUAUAUGUUCGCUUAGAUGGCACGAUGUCCAUUAAGAAGCGAGCCAAGGUUGUGGAGCGCUUCAACAACCCGUCGAGUCCUGACUUUGUUUUCAUGCUAAGCAGCAAAGCUGGGGGCUGUGGCCUCAAUCUCAUCGGGGCUAACCGACUGGUCAUGUUUGACCCUGACUGGAACCCAGCCAAUGAUGAACAAGCCAUGGCCCGGGUCUGGCGUGAUGGUCAAAAGAAGACCUGCUAUAUCUAUCGCCUACUCUCUGCAGGAACCAUUGAGGAGAAGAUCUUUCAGCGUCAGAGCCAUAAGAAAGCACUGAGCAGCUGUGUGGUGGAUGAGGAGCAGGAUGUGGAGCGACAUUUCUCUCUCGGCGAAUUGAAGGAGCUGUUUACCCUGGAUGAGGCUAACCUCAGUGACACACAUGACAGGUUGCGCUGCCGCCGCUGUGUCAACAACCACCAGGUCUGGCCACCCCCUGAUGGUUCUGACUGCACCUCAGACCUGGCUCAGUGGAACCAUAGCACUGAUAAGCGGGGGCUCAAGGAUGAGGUACUCCAGGCUGCUUGGGAUGCUGCCUCCACUGCCAUCACCUUUGUCUUCCACCAGCGUUCCCAUGAGGAGCAGCGGGGACUCCACCUUUAACCAGCUGGCCUGGCCUAAAUCCUAUACAUAACGCCUGAUAAUUCCGUUGGCCCUCAGUGUCUGUGCUGAACGCCAGGGACUGCAUC